Molecule: messenger RNA, 594 nt
Organism: Theileria annulata
Lineage: Eukaryota; Apicomplexa; Aconoidasida; Piroplasmida; Theileriidae
Product: ubiquinol-cytochrome C reductase complex, 14 kDa subunit
Exons: 3
Coding region: 1-594 (197 amino acids)
Biological process (GO): mitochondrial electron transport, ubiquinol to cytochrome c
Source: RefSeq, a predicted model, not a curated record
AUGAAUUUGAAUAGAGAAUUAGGCAAAGUUGUGGCCAAAUUCUCAGCAGCUACCAAGUCACGAUCUCUUGCUCCUUCACCCCGUUACCAACGGUUACUUAAGGGACCAGGCUUGUUACAGAAGGUAUACAGGAAGUUUAUAGCGCCUUGGUACUUUAGAGCCAUUUCAGGCCCAUUUGAAAGAUGGCAUCAUGCUUGUUUAACCAGAUACCUCAGAGAACAUGGGUUGCUGUAUGAUGAUUUAAUGAGUGAAAGAGAACCCUUGGUUGAAAGAGCAUUAUCGAUAUUAACACCGGAUCUGGCAACUGCUCGUUUCAGGCGAAUAGCAAAAGGGAUGCAAAUCAGUAUGUUAAGGCUCUAUCCUCCACUUGAGGAACAAAAUUACGACCCAUUUAUACCAUAUUUGGCACCAUUCAUUGAAGAGGCUAAAUUUCAGUUGCAAGAAGAAGAGGAACUUCUAGGCUAUCAUCCAGUAGAUAGAAGACUAUUCUGCGGAGGUACAACAGGAUUUGGAGAUCUGGAGCCUGGAAUGCACUUUUUAGUUUCAUUUCCCUGUGUUUAUGGAGGUGGUAUGGGAAAUAUGAAAAAGAAAUAA